Camellia sinensis is the source of this 2993-nucleotide messenger RNA. RefSeq names its product Golgi transport complex protein-like protein. Gene Ontology annotation, biological process: intra-Golgi vesicle-mediated transport. Gene Ontology annotation, cellular component: COG complex. Lineage: Eukaryota; Viridiplantae; Streptophyta; Magnoliopsida; Ericales; Theaceae. The record is from RefSeq and is a predicted model, not a curated record.
AUUAAUACAGGGUGUUGAUUGCAAUAUUGAUGAAAGAAAAGAAUAUCAUAUGCCCACGGAGUAGACUGCUAGCGAAAAGCUUCGAGGCCUGAACAACAAUGGCGGCCCCGGCGAUUCCGAGGUCCCCAAUUCCUUCCUCUUCGCCUCUCCAACGCCUCUCAACCUUCAAAGACAGAACCACCACCACCGCCACCCCAACUUCAGCCGCCGGAACCAUCACAUCACCACCGUCCUCCAUUCCAUUUUCAUCAUCACCACUCGAUUCUCUCUCCUCCGAUCCAAUUUUCUCCGUCUUCUUCUCCUCCGACUUCGACUCCGCCCGCUUCUCCUCCGCCGCCCUCUCCUCCGGCUCCGCCGUCUCCGCGAAGCUCCAAGACGAUAUCCAGCUCCUCGAGAAGCAACUCUGCUCCGAAGUCCUCUCCCGCCACGACGAUCUCCUCUCCCAACUCUCCUCCCUCCGCGACGCCGAAUCCGCCGUCUCCGCCCUCCGAUCCGCGGUCACCACUCUCCAAUCCUCUGUUCGCCGCGUUCGCUCCGAGAUCGCGGAUCCAAACCGCCAGAUCCGAUCCAAAACCCUACAGCUCUCCAACCUCCACCGCACCACCGAGCUCCUCCAGUUCACUAUCCGCGUCCUCCGCCAAUCGAAGAAGUUUCGUGAUGUUAUGGCCGCUGGGGAAUCCGAACCUGAGAAGCUCGAUCUCGCCAAGGCCGCUCAAUUGCAUUGCGAGAUCUUGAGCUUAUGCAAUGAGAAUGAGCUUGCAGGGAUUGCUGUGAUUGAUGAGGAAUUGAAUUGGGUAUUCGAAGCUGGACAGAAAUUGAGGUCCGAGGGGAUGAGGGUUUUGGAGAGGGGAUUGGAAGGGUUGAAUCAAGCUGAGGUUGGGGCUGGUUUGCAAGUUUUUUACAAUCUUGGUGAUUUGAGAGCUACAGUGGAUGGUUUGAUAAGCAAGUAUAAGAGUCAGGGUGUAAAGAGUGUGAGCGUUGCAUUGGAUAUGAAGGCUAUUUCGGCAUGGUCCGGUGGAGGGUAUGGACCGGGAGGGAUACAGAGGAGUGGUACACCACAGAUUGGAAGCGGGGGAAAGGCGAAGGAGGCGCUGUGGCAGAGAAUGAGUACCUGUAUGGAUCAAUUGCAUUCGAUUGUGGUUGCGGUUUGGCAUUUGCAGAGGGUUCUUUCAAAGAAGAGAGACCCGUUUACACAUAUGUUGCUGCUUGACGAGAUCAUGCAGGAAGGUGAUCCAAUGUUAACAGAUCGUGUUUGGGAGGCUCUUGUGAAAUCCUUUGCAAGCCAAAUGAAGUCUGCUUUCACUGCAUCAAGCUUUGUGAAAGAGAUAUUUACUGUUGGGUAUCCAAAGCUAUACUCCAUGAUAGAGAAUCUUCUAGAAAGAAUUUCACGUGACACAGAUGUCAAAGGAGUUUUACCUGCUACAACCUUGGAAGGAAAAGAUCAAAUGGUUUCUGCCAUUGAAAUAUUUCAGAUAGCUUUCUUGGCCCUCUGCUUAAGCCGCCUGUCAGAUCUUGUUAAUACUGUGUUUCCAGUGUCAAGUCGUGGAAAUGUACCCUCCAAAGAACAUAUAUCUAGAAUUAUAUCACGCAUUCAGGAGGAAAUUGAAGCAGUUCAGCCAAAUGGGCGCUUGACUGUUCUUGUCUUGCGUGAAAUCAGCAAAGUUCUGCUUUUGCUUGCUGAGAGAGCUGAAUACCAGAUAUCUACUGGGCCCGAAGCACGACAGAUAACAGGUCCUGCAACUCCGGCACAACUCAAGAACUUUGCAUUAUGUCAACAUCUUCAAGAAAUUCAUAUGCGCAUCUCAUCUAUGAUGACCGGACUUCCCAUUAUCAUUUCCGACAUAUUGUCUCCAUCACUAGGUGCCAUGUAUGGGGUUGCUUGCGACUCAGUGACAUCCUUAUUCCAAGCCAUGCUUGACCGUCUUGAGUCUUGCAUCCUGCAGAUUCAUGAACAGAAUUUUAGCGGGCUUGGGAUGGAUGCUGCAAUGGACAACAAUUCAUCGCCUUACAUGGAAGAAUUACAGAAAUGCAUUCUUCACUUUCGUAGCGAAUUCCUAUCUCGGCUUUUGCCUUCUUCAACAAAUACUCUCUCUGCCGGGACAGAAAACAUAUGCACUCGGCUUGUCACAAGCAUGGCUUCACGGGUUUUGAUAUUCUUUAUCAGGCAUGCUUCGCUUGUUCGGCCCCUUUCAGAAUCGGGCAAAUUGAGAAUGGCUAGGGACAUGGCUGAGCUGGAAUUGGCUGUGGGCCAGAACUUGUUCCCUGUUGAACAGCUUGGUCCACCGUACCGAGCCCUCCGAGCUUUCCGACCCAUCAUUUUCUUGGAAACAUCUCAACUGGGUUCAUCUUCUCUUUUGCAAGAUUUGCCACUAAGUGUCAUACUUCACCAUCUUUAUUCCCGUGGCCCGGAAGAAUUACAGUCGCCAAUGCAAAGGAACAAACUCACACCACUACAGUAUUCGCUAUGGCUCGAUUCUCAAGGAGAGGAUCAGAUCUGGAAAGGCAUCAAAGCAACUCUGGAUGAUUAUGCUGCAAAGGUGAGAGUAAGAGGAGACAAGGAGUUUAGCCCUGUAUAUCCUCUUAUGCUUCGACUUGGUUCAGCAUUAUCAGAAAAGACCGUGUUGCAAAAAUCUUGAUGAAUGUUGUAUCUCUAGCGAAGCUCGAUAAACUAGUGUCCACCAUAUCAACGCGGUAACUCGGCUGAAUUAUAUUAAGUAGGAGUUAUACUGAUUUCUUUUGAGGUAUAUGAUGGAUUAUUCAGUUAUUGUCAAUUCUUUAGGGCUUUGCUGACCCUAUCUCAAUCCUUAUUCCUUAUGUAGGCUUGAUUACCAUCUCUUUUUGAUUAUUUUUUAUUUUUUGGUUCCCCUAUUUUAGUAAUGAUAUGUGUACACUUCUUUAUAGUAAAGCAUUCUUCAUUUCCUUUAGUAUCAAUUUAUCAAUUGAAUGCUUUACCACUCUAUAGUGAAAUAAUAAUUGUGAAGUUGUGAAGUUGA